UGCUGACAUUGACAGUUCACUAUUCUGUGGUCGGUUUGGACCGAGCUUGUGGGGGCUAACUUUCGACAUGAACAAAAUAUGUCAUAGCCUAAGCGCAUCUCGUCGGAGCUGAUCGACUUGAAACCUUGAAUCCCGCCAGGAUAGAGGAUUUUAUUGACGCUGUUAGCAGUAGCACCGUGUACCAUUGAAUACGGCACCAAUGAAUACUGCAGGUUGCAGGAUCAACAGGGUUGCUGUUACUUCAGUAGAGUCUGCCUUGUCUGGAUCAUUACAACGACACGUUACGUGUCGUUCACCGGUGCAGUGGCAGUGCAUUGAGUGCAACAAGCAGCAAGAAUAGUGGAACUGCAGUUGCAGCCCGAGCUGCGAGUUUGAAGGGUGUCCCUGUGCCUGGUGGGAAUGGUAUGGUGCUGAUGUAAACUUACUUGGCAGUGGUCGAAUCUCACCAGGCUGUAACACUAACAGCUGUACAAUACAUGUGUUUGUAUUGUGUUACCAUUAUAAGUAAUAAUAAUUGUCGCGCGUGUGACCAGGUGACCCGAGUCUAGAAUACCGACGCCGUCGAGCGCUACGAGUCCGACUGCAUAUCGAGCAUGUCGGUCGGCUACGCGACGUGAAACUGUCACCUAGCCCUUGGACCUUGGCUUUCUAAAACAUUGAGAAAAGUAACACACCACUCGACGUGAUGUUUAGCCCAUUACGACCAGUGAAGUAUGAAGGGCUGCAGCAGUUGCCAGUCGCACACAGUUCCCACUGCCAGUCCCACUCCCAGCCAGAGACUUGCCUCACACGUCACUGCAACCACAACUCGGCCUCCAGCUGCACUGCCACUAGAAAGUCUUGUUGCACCAACGGUGCCAUAGCUGCAGCGGCGCAAAGUCACAGCGCCCAUAGCCGUAGCCUACAUAGAUCUAACGGCUAUCAAAUUCACACGCCAGUCGCAGGGCCAGGCCGCUGCUGGUGCCUGCGCUCUUCUUUUCCUACGCGCGCCGUGUGUGCAGAAGCAAAUUCAAGUGUAACGAGAGCGAAAUUGCUGGACGUCGUCUGGGCAAUGGCGGAGUCAGGCUCCACGGGACCGUUCCAUGCGGUUGAGAAUAUUCUUGACACGCGUGUCAGCGGCGGCCAGCGUAUGUACUUGAUCAGAUGGGAGGGGUACGGCGAAGCUGACGACUCCUGGGAGCCAGAAGAACACCUUCUGCCAGGUGCCAAGCUUCUAGUUGAUCAAUUCCACAAGAGAAGACAAAGCCAGGACAAAGCCGGCAGACCGGGUACUUCUCCAACUGGACAAAGAGGACACAGCGGCAGCAGCCCAAGACGAUCACCUGGCCGUCCCAGAAAGUCUCCUGCUCGCCAGCUCUCUUCACCUGGCAGGGUAAAGUCGCGGGUCAAGGUAACAGCUUUCAGUGAUUCGGAAGAUAUCGAGGAUGAUACGACGGACGGUGUUGAUAUGGCUGCCAGCAUUCUUCACGCUAGAAAGCUCGCUCAGGAGCAGCUGCCUCCGGUAGUGUCUGCACUGAGUGGCAGUAUAGCAGAGCGUCCGCAGAAGUCUGUUGCUCCUGCUCUUAGCCGCCCGAUGCUUGCAUCAGCAAGUCUUCAAGCCUCCGUACCACCAGAGGCAGAUGUGACCUCGUCGUAUGCGUAUCAAUUGGCCCGUGCUGGAUCCGACUUUGUGGAUUCACCUAUGGACGAUGCCGAAGGAAACAGUGUACGCAAUAGGGUGGCUGAGUCCAAACCAAGUGCCAGUGAGGAACCUGAGUGCUUAGCUGACUUGCACCCACUGGUUGAGAGGGACAGAACCGAUAUUCGGCUGCUGUUUCUGUCGCUCCUUGUGGUUUGCCUGCUCGUAUUUAGUGUAUUACCGCAAAUUGUUGAGCCUUCAAGGCCAUAGGUUUGUCUUGUGGAGGUGACAUCACUUCUUCUGACUGGAAACAUCCACUCAGCUUGAACUGCGCUCAGAAGCGGAAGAAUUUGAGUGAAGGCGAAUAUUUCAUUUUCAGACGAUGCAAAGUUCAAAACCCAACCGACAGCCCGGCCGGUAGAUCAGCAACUUCACUGGGUCUUUACUCUGGGUAAGCUGUAGCCCCAGGUGGCAUUUAUGGCGUGUGCUCAUAGCGUGGUAUGUCAUCGGCCGUAUCUGUAUAACCAACAUUCAUAUGUCGCACUAUUUUAUCCAGUCCCGUCAGGGUCAUUUGUUUACUCCUCAUUUUCAUGGUUUGGGCGAGGUCGUGGCUUCGUGUCGUUGGUAUAGGUCGUGUCGACAUGGUACUGUAUCUGCCUUUCCUAGUGUGGUGUUAAGUUGGGAGCAAUGUUCGUCUUGCGUAUCCGGCUCAGUGAAGAUGCAAAGGGAACGUCAACUUGGAAUAUGCCGUAAUAUUAAAGCAUAGAAAUUUCAAAGCAACAUGUCAUUUUUAUAGUUUUACUUUCUUGCUCUGCGACUGACAGCGGUGCAAAUCCUAGGAUCCGUUUUCAGAUGAAGUCUAGUGCAUGUAACUGAGUCUGGUUGCGGCUUCAGAAUGUAUAUCGUUUAUUGUAUGCCGUGAGUGCUCACAAACGUUUGCUGCUCAUGCUGCUGCUGUACAUAGCUGUUAGUCGUCCCAGACGGGUGUAUUUUAUACUCUUAGUAGUCACGCUCUCUUGAAUUAUGCAGCGUCUACAGAAGUUCUCCCAUUA
Messenger RNA from Sycon ciliatum, 2670 nucleotides. Its product is annotated as chromo domain-containing protein cec-3-like. The transcript has 4 exons. The coding region runs from base 686 to 1888 and encodes 400 amino acids. The record is from RefSeq and is a predicted model, not a curated record. NCBI's taxonomy places the organism in Eukaryota, Metazoa, Porifera, Calcarea, Leucosolenida, Sycettidae.